This is a messenger RNA of Paramacrobiotus metropolitanus, 1168 nucleotides long. RefSeq names its product frataxin, mitochondrial-like. The record is from RefSeq and is a predicted model, not a curated record. Gene Ontology annotation, molecular function: ferric iron binding; 2 iron, 2 sulfur cluster binding; iron chaperone activity. The transcript is spliced from 4 exons. The coding region runs from base 211 to 837 and encodes 208 amino acids. Gene Ontology annotation, cellular component: mitochondrion. Gene Ontology annotation, biological process: intracellular iron ion homeostasis; iron incorporation into metallo-sulfur cluster. Lineage: Eukaryota; Metazoa; Tardigrada; Eutardigrada; Parachela; Macrobiotidae.
GUCCUGUAUUUUACCUGCGAACCUUUUUCGGUUUUUGAUAAUACUUCGAAUUUUUUUGUCUUUUUAUCUUUCGUAUCCAGUACUUGCAUCCAGCUGCAUGGAAGUUUUGUGGAUUUCUAUUGCUAAUCGCUUUAAGUCGUAGCGUGUCGAGAUAAAGUCCGCCGUGGCAGUGAUUUGAUAUUUCGUUGUUAGAUUCGCUAUUGUUGUACGAUGCUCACUAGUUUGCGAAAGCUAAUUAUAAUCCAGAGACGGUACUACCUAUACCACUCCCACAACGAAUUGUUUAUUCACUACUGGAAGACCUUCGUGCCUGGAAAUACUGGAUGGUACAUUUUCUCUGCCCACGCCGUCGCUCGAUUUUGUAGCCAUGGAUCUCUGGUAAACUGUUUUUCGAGAAGCGGAAAAUCCUCCGGUUCGCUGUUCUCGAGCUUCACUGGAGCUCCUAAAACACCUGGAUCGGGCUCAACUGAGAUGACCGAAAAAAUGUACAACGAAAUCGCGGACCAUAGCUUGGAUGAACUUACUGCACUCUUUGAAGAAAUAGGCGAUACGCAGCAGUGCCAUCCGGAAUACGAUGUGACACUAGCGAAUGGUGUCCUGACAGUCAAGAUUCAGCCAGGCGAGACUUACGUUAUAAAUAAACAGAGCCCUAAUCGACAGAUUUGGUUAUCGUCUCCCUUGAGUGGCCCAAAGCGCUAUGACUAUGCUCGAGGAACCUGGAUUUAUCUUCACGAUGGGAUGUCCCUUUAUGACCUUCUCUCAUCUGAAAUUUCCAGUGCAAUUGGAGCACCCAUUGAUUUUUCGCGAUGCAGGCCAGGCGGCGCGAGCUCGUCCUAACAGUGCUGGUGUUCUAUAUUUAUUACAGCAAAAAAACUGUUGUGCAGUCUGGUGAACUGUGCAAGUGUGCACCCUUUUGACGUUUCUUCUUUCCUGGUGUGAUUCGCUUCUAAAAUUUUAUGGUUAUGAAUAUUUAUAGGCGAAUGGUAAAUUAGCUAUCUACCUUAAGGAAUUGUGUUAUUUGGGCUCGAGCGUUCCAUUCAUAUGGAAUACUGAUGACUUUUGCAAGUGCGAACGAGAGCUAAGUGCUAACUGCCUGGUGAGAUGACAAAUACGCACUUCCCUUUACCCGUAUGCAACUGACAGAAGUCACAAAAAGGAAGGUACUUUC